GCGGGCUCCGUUGAUGUUUUUGUUGCUGGUGCGAGGAGCCGGGUGGCCGUUACUCACCGUGUGAAUGAAAACCUGGCCGCUGACCAGUCUCGCGCCUUCGGCAGAAACAAAGCGGUUGUUCUCGCUGCGGCCGAAUCCGGGAGCGCAUUUCAAAGACAAAUCCUCCCAGCGCAAGAUCUCCCCGUAAUUACAUAUAAAAUCUUGUCAGGGCUGAAUGGAACCGGACGGAGCGUCGACGGAGGCCGGAGGUGAGAGCGAACCACCGGCGGCCGGGAAGGCGGCGAUCGCGGGAGCCGAGGGGGACCUGUGCGCUAUAGAAUCUUUGAAUAAGAAAUCAGGUUUAAGUGAGAUGCCCUCUUCUUCUGGAAAUACAUAUGCACCUGCAGGGAAAAAGCUUGGACACAGGGGAGUGGAUGCUUCUGGAGAAACUACAUACAAAAAGACAAGCUCAUCUACUCUCAAAGGAGCCAUUCAGCUGGGAAUUGGAUACACAGUAGGAAAUCUCAGCUCGAAGCCUGAAAGAGAUGUGCUGAUGCAAGAUUUCUAUGUGGUUGAAAGUAUAUUCUUUCCUAGUGAAGGUAGUAAUUUGACCCCAGCGCAUCAUUUUCCUGACUUCAGAUUCAAAACAUAUGCUCCAGUAGCAUUUCGUUACUUUAGGGAACUCUUUGGCAUUCGACCAGAUGACUAUUUGUAUUCAUUGUGCAAUGAGCCCUUAAUUGAACUCUCCAAUCCGGGUGCCAGUGGAUCUCUCUUUUAUGUGACAAGUGAUGAUGAAUUUAUUAUAAAGACUGUGAUAAACAAAGAAGCAGAAUUUCUGCAAAAGUUGCUUCCAGGUUAUUACAUGAACCUGAAUCAGAACCCAAGAACACUCUUGCCAAAGUUUUAUGGACUCUACUGUGUUCAGUCUGGUGGCAAAAACAUUCGAGUGGCAGUGAUGAAUAAUGUGUUGCCUCGAGUAGUGAAGAUGCACCUAAAGUAUGAUUUAAAAGGUUCAACCUAUAAACGGAGGGCUUCAAAAAAAGAACGUGAGAAGUCCAAACCAACAUUUAAAGACUUGGACUUCAUGCAGGAUUUCUCAGAUGGAUUGUUACUAGAUGCAGACACGAACUGUGCACUGAUUAAAACCCUGCAGAGAGAUUGUCUGGUGCUAGAGAGCUUUAAAAUCAUGGAUUACAGUUUGUUGUUAGGAGUUCACAAUUUGGACCAAGCAGAACGUGAGAGGCAGUUGGAGGGGUCACUAAGUACCUCUGAUGAAAAACGACCAAUUGCACAGAAAGCCCUCUAUUCCACAGCGAUGGAAUCUAUUCAAGGUGGAAGUUCACGGGGUGAAUCCAUUGACACAGAUGAUACGAUGGGUGGUAUUCCAGCAGCGAAUGGAAAAGGAGAGAGGCUGCUCUUGUACAUUGGUAUCAUUGACAUUUUACAGUCUUACAGGUUGAUCAAGAAACUGGAGCACACUUGGAAAGCACUUGUUCAUGAUGGUGACACUGUAUCAGUGCAUAGGCCAAGUUUCUAUGCUGAAAGGUUUUAUAAGUUUAUGAGCAACACUGUCUUCAGAAAGUCUUCAUCAUUGAAAUCAUCCCCAUCUAAGAGAGGACGAGCCUCUCUACCAGUUCCUAAAUAUGUUGGCCCAGGACAAGCCUUUUCAGCUAGUCAAAUUCCUACAGAAGAUGAAGAGAAGCGGUAUGACCUCCGGGGAGCUAGAAGCUUCCCAACCCUCGAAGAUGAAGGGUUUUUAGGCCGACCUGAUCUCCUUCCUUGUACCCCGCCUUCAUUUGAGGAAGCAACAACAGCUUCAAUAGCAACAACUCUGUCGUCAACAACAUCUUUAUCAAUGACAGAGCAAUCAGCAUCAGAAGGCUCAGAGCAUCAUCACCGUUAUAGGAAAACUACACUUUCCUCAGUGCAGGAUAUUGGAUCCAAUGAUGAGGCGGCAGUGGAAGCAAGUUUGCAGCAGGUCACGGUUGAAUUGGAAGCCAAGUCUGGAAUUGAGUCUGAAACUACACUGGAGGAAGGAACAGAAGAGGAGGAAGAAAAAACGGAAGUUCCUUCAGCAUCUGCACGUACAAGUUCUACUAUCACUUUGGAAGCAGACACUGUGAGCCAGAUCUCGGAGGCAGCCAGCCAUGCUUCUGAGGAAGCAGAAGAUGAUGAAGAUGAUGAGGAAGUUCCAGUAACAGACAUAUACUUUUGUACAGAAGAGAGGGCCUGGAUUUACUCUCCCCUUCACUAUGGUUCUCACGUCCGUUCAGUUUCAGAUGGAGAGAGUGAAACUUAAAUCUAUGCAGAUCAUUUUUGAAGAAUAAAGAAGGAAGUUCUUCCAGAGGAACAACUUGGUUAGAAGCAACGUCAUCAGAAUGAUACAACAACAUCGCUUAUUGUAGCUGGGUUCUGUGUGAUGACAUGCAGAAUGUGAAACUCAAGCAAAGGAAACAGCUGGAGCAGAGAUCAAUUUGGUAGAAUGGGAUCUCUGAAUCUUCUGGGAGGGGGGCAUGGUGGGAGUGGGUGCAGUGGUAUUUGUUAACAAUGUUUCUGCACAGCUCUGCUCACACAGCAACCGUAUCUUGUGGUUCUAUGUGGUCAUUUUUUGUCAGUGACAGAUCACUGUUCUUUAGCCUAUGUCCUUCUGAAGUGUGGUUGAUUAGACGUUUUCUUGACACAAAUUGAUUGCAGAGUGCCACAAUCAACCUAUUAGUGAAUGUAUGUUAUGUUGUUAAUAUCCAAGACCAACGCAUCAUUUGGUAAUGUUUCCAGUUGUGUGAUUCACUUGUAAGCAAUCAAGCUUAACUUUUUGUGCUGAGGUUAUUUUCCCUUUGGUAUUAAAAAACCAUAGUUUUAUUUGCUUAAAGGAAGUAGGAAGCUAAGUUAUACAUAAACAAUGGUAGCUAUAAACAUGGAAGCACAAUGCAUAACUAAACAUGUCUCAGAUGAUAAAAGUAUGUUUCCUUAUCUACAAUUAACAUGUGGUUCUUAUCUAUUUUACAAAUUUUUCACGGACUAUGGCAUUAGGGCAAGAAUCAUCAUGGGGUGGGGUCUGGAAGGUGAAUCAGUAUUGUCACUUGAGCUAAAAAUUCCACAUGUAUUUAAACCAAUUUAUUUUUAAAGCUGUAUGUAUUUUUUUGAAAUUGUGAUUCUUUUUUGACGAGGGAUAUAUUUUGUGUGCAGUGCAAAACUUCCCCAAGGACUCAGACACUGUCUGAAUCAGCAGAUUAGAUGCAAAGUAAUGAUUCCUCAAUAUAGUUUAAGUAUUUGUAUCAUGUACAGCAUAGGCUAUUUGUGUGGUAUAGUUUAUAUAAACUGCAAUAACGCCACCUCAUCACUAAGCUAAGGAACAAACCAUCCUGUGAAAUGAACGUUUCCAAAGUAUAUGUACUAGGCAAUUAUGCUUUCCUAACAGACUAUACUCUCCUAGAUGUGUUUCUAGUUUGGUCUCAAAAUUGCAAGUUACAAGUUUUUAUGUUUUGAAUUUUUAGAAAAUUAUAUGGCUAUAAUCCAAACAUUUAAUCUGUGCGUUGUAUGAUAAAUUGCUAUAUAUGUAUAUAUGACAAAUUUUCUUUCAUUUAUAAACAUUGCAUUGAAGUGGCCAUGAAAUAGGCUGCUGCAGUAGUCAGACUAUCUCCUCAGUUUGCAAACUGCGCAUCUUUCUUUCCUAUUAUAAUUUUUCAGAUAUUUAUUUUGUCAUGUGUGUUACAUUCCUAAUGCUGAUUCCAAAAUGGAUAGAUAGGUAUGACUAACUGACAUCUCUCAACUCAUCCGUCAUUUUUUAAAAAACCCCUACAUUACCUAUUCUUUGUUUUUUUUUAACUGCCAGUUCACCCCCACCACCUCCAACAUGUCAUUCUCCAAAAAAUUUAGGGAUGUCAGUACUACUUUAUAAGCCCUGGGAACUCAGUAGCAUUUAUAUGUAAUUCUUUUAAUCACUGGUUUGUUCUGCUUGAUAUUUGGUCUGAAUGUAUGAAACUGUCUAAUUUUAGCUAUGCUAUCUUACUGGUGUAAAUUCUAAUUUCCAGAUCUCUUGAUAUAAGCAAUUUAUGAGUGAAUGGAAUUAUUUUUUUAAUUGACUGUGAGGACUGUAGCACACAGCAAAUUGUUAAGAUUUGUGUAUUACUUGAAUAUGUGGAUUCCUGGAAUCUGAGGCUGGUAACUGGAAAUAUACAAGCAUCACACGAUUGACCAAUAUAGCAGAAUUAGAGAUUUUUUUUAAGCUUUGAGCGAGUUAGCUCCAAUUUUACUUUCCUAGAAUUAUAUAGAUUCUUGGAUUACCAGGUGGAUGGAGGAAGGGUUCCAGAAUUUUCUCAAAGUUUCCUUGGAAAAGGUAUAACACACCCACUGCCCACUAUCCCUGACCCUUGAUUGCAAGAUGGGGAAGGACCAUUCAUGAUGCUAUUGAGAAUCAUGAGUCCGUGUGUUGGCAGUACGUACUAAAAGUCCAGAGGAAAAGACAGAAGGAGUGCACACUUCUCUCACCACCCAUUUGUGCCCUGCCAUGCAUCACUUGCCCCAUUUGUGGUAUAAUAUGUGUGUCCCACAUCAUCCACCUCAGAACCAACAGAAUUGAAAUGGAAGCCAGUCAUAUUGGAUACUGAGGGACUGACUAUGAAGAGACUCCUGGGGUUGCCCUUUCUGCACUACUGAACUCUCUCAAGAUCAAGAGAAGCCUCCAAGUUAUAGAUUUUAUUGUACCUCUUGGAAAGUUUAAAGAAUAAGCUGCUACUGUUGUAUUUGCGUACCAAUUCAUACACAUGAAGCUUUAUGCAUUGCAGUGUUGCAGGUUCCAUGGAAAGGAGAUUGAAUAUUUAUCACAAAGAUGUAUGUAGAAAUACUAAAUAAGCUGUAGCCCCAAACCAGUGGUCCUUAUGGGAAUCUAAUUCUAUAAAUAUUGGGUGAAACAUAUUUUAGUAUAUCUUGUGUUCAAGAUAGAGUUUGUCAUCUAUUGUAAAAUUGUCAUCUUGGCUAUAACAUGGUAUUCUCUAUAUUCAAUCAGAACCUUGUGCAUUUGAGUUCAUUCCACAGUUAUAGCAUUCAAUCAAGAAAGUCAUUUCAGUGCAAUAUGGAAGGAGUGCUGCAAUGUCAGAGGUACAAUUUUUUCAGAUAAAAUCCUUUGUCUCAUUUCAUGGACAUAAGAGGCCCUGUAGCUCUGUGAAGAGAAACAUUUGCUUCUCUCCUAGCUAAUAUUAUUCAACUUAUAAUACCAUAAGCAGAUUAAUAAUUGAGUCUCAUUGGUGCUUUUGAGAUCUUAUGUGAGGCAUCCUGUUGUGUUUGCUUAUACAGAAGUGAGUACAUUUUGGAAAAAAAAGCAGGUCUUUCAGUUAAGAAUCUACUUUGGGGCAUUCAAGGAAAUGAUUCAUGGAGAAAGGCUGGUUCACUCUGUUGUGCUAAUGCUAGAUCAUUGAAAGAAUAAAUUAAAAACUAAAGAGCAAAUUAUUAAAAAGCAAUGAUUUUUAUUUUCUUUUUCAACAAUGUAGCAAUUCCCUUUUUAAAAGAAACUAUUAAAUUUGCUUUUAGCACCCUUUUCUGUAAUCAAAGUCACCUUAAGUCAAGAUUUCUUUUAAAUCUCAUCUUGCUCUUAAGACUUUUCCAGUUACCCCACAUGGGUGACUCCAGGUUACUGAUCCACCUUACACUCAAUAUAGUUUCACUAUCAAAUCCAGAGUCUUAAAUACCUCUGUUCAAUUCCUCUGCUUUACCUUAAGGAAACCAAUAUUGACCCCUCUGAUUGCUCCAUUUAGUUGAUGUUCCUCACCCUGUAGAAAUGUAAGAUUUGCAUUUGCUUCUGCUUGUUGCUGCGUCUAGAGUUAAAUUCAUUGGGUAGUGUACAGCUUUUAAUUUGUAUCAACUGUAUCAUUCUCACUGUUUCCAGUACAGACUAUCUUUCCAUUUACAUUGAAAAUAUAAAAUAGAAGAUAAUUCUUCUGAUACUCAGGUUGAAUAUACAGUAGUUUACUGGAUAUUUGUUUGGCAAUAAGAGUCUUAAUGAAUUAAUAAUUCAAGAUAAUCUAAACUAGAGAAGCCCAAUUGGUUUUUGACAGCUGUCUAAAUUGCACAUUAACUUAAUAUUUAAAGGUCACAGUGAGUUUUAUAUUGCUGGUUUGUAAGUUUAUUUGGUGAUUAUUUCAGUCUAUUUUUAUGCUGAUUGUUGCAUCCUGCUACAGCAUGCUCUGUGCCAUUAAUUUAUAUUGUCGACCACACUAAAGGAUUAACAAUUAAUGGUAUUACCAAAAGUUUAUUGAGUACUACGUGAAUUACCAAACUCAUGCAGUCAGUAGCUGUUGGCAAAAAGGUAUUUUAUCAUUGAAGGCAUGAUGUUAAGCAAUAUUAUAAAUAAAGCUUAGUUUUAAUACAAAAUAUUUAAACAUUUUCUAAUCCUAAAACAAAAAAUAAUUACUUGUAUAAAUCUUAUAUGAAAAAGAAUACUUGAAUGUGUUUCUCUGUGUAUGUGUACUCAUUUUGUUAUUGCAGCUUGAAUUUCUUGUGCUAUACAUUUGUUUUUAAAAUUGACUUGUCGUUUAUUUUGCUUAAAAAUUCACUGGUGCUAUAAGUCACUAGAUGAAAUGUGAGAAUCUAUUAAGAUAAGUCAUUGCUAACUCCAGCUUCCAAUUUGCUCAGCUUCUAUUAACGUACUGAAUUUGGGAGCGCCCUAACAAUGGAGGCUGAGGUAUAAUAUAUUGAUUCAGUACAGAUGAGCAUUCAUACCAUUCAGAUAAAGAGGGUUGGAGAGGUGUACUUUUGCAAUAUUUUUCACUGAUGCAGUUUAUCUGCACCUUAUCCUCCAUUUAUUUGUAUUUAGUAUAUCAUUUAAAUGUAUUUUCACAUUUUAUAGAUGUUAAGUAAUCAUACAUGCCAUGUGUUUGGUUUAUGAGGACUUGGGAUUGAUUUGAUCCACAUGCUGUGAGCCCGUGAUAAAGUGUAAAUCUGUAUAAUGUGAAUUAACUGAUUUAAUGUGGAAUUAUCCAAUACGUAAAAUUCAUUUAUUUAUUCAGUUAUUUAUUGAGCAAUUUCUCCACUUGGUGGAUGGAUAUGAAAUGUAUCCUUACAACCCUUACUAAAUUGAUUUAAUAGACUGUACUGUAGCAGUUUAUGUUUUCAUGUUUUAUCCCAGCUAUGUACCUACUGUGCAAAUAUUUUGAAGGGUAUAAUAUAUAUCUGUACAUAAUUGACUUUUUUGCUAUUUUCAACAUUCAUUUCCUUCUCAGACCAAUGUCAAUGUCAAUUAAUGAUUGAAGCACAAAGUACCUACAGUGUUUCUUUACUGCUUUUUAUCCUAAGUAUGUGCACAUGGUUCUUAUGAAAAUGAAUGAAUAUACCUUCCCAAAGUAAGUUAAUCUGUGUGAUUUACUUUUUCUGGCAGAAGUCUGAUGCUCUGACUUGCUGGAAUCACUUAUAUAUCCCCAAGUCAAAUGCUUUGUACAGGCUGUUUCCAGGGUACCCAACAGAUUGGCAUCCCCUACAUAUGAAUGAACUCCUGUCAACUAUUUGAUGCACGGACAUAGAUUCAUUCUUGUUUUUUGUAAUUGUUCUUUCAUGAUUUUGAGGGCAUACUUUAUAAUGCUGUGGAGGAUUAGUUACCAUAGUGAGGAAUAUUUACGUAUUUUGCAACCUUCUGGACCUCUGUUAAUAGCUUGUAUUUAAUCAAAUGAAAAUUGAUUUUCAUGGCUACAUUCAGUUUUGAAAUUAUACCUUUGCACCCAGAAAUGUGAUUAUAUUAAAUUCUGAAAUGGGAUGGAGUUUUUGAAGUAUCAAGCAAUUUUGUCCCCAUUUGUUACUAUAUAAAGUACAUUUUUUCAUGGUGCCAAAUGAGUCAAUGAAUUUAAGAAUCAAUUGUCUGAAAUUAUUUUUGAAUGCCUUAAUGAUGGGAGUGUUUUUUUAAAGAGAAAUUAUAAAUGAUCCAAGUAGUUCUAAUCACCCUCCAGGUUGGAUGUCAGAGCUGUCCAAAGUUAGUCUUCAUGGAGCAUUUUCAGCUGGCUUUAGUACUGUGGUUUAGGAGAAAAGAUGAUCAGCCAGUGCUACUUGUCCAUGAGUGACAGUUUGCAAUGUUGUCAGUUUAUGCUAUCAUACUCUGUAUUUCCCAUAUGAUAUGGCCACUAGAGUGAGGUAUAAAGGCCAGUACAUUACUGUUGAGCUAAAUACAAGCUGGCCUUGCUGAGUACAUUAGGGGAUUUGAAUUGGAAUGGAAAGGUGGGAAAAAUUAAUCCAAUCAACAAAAAGAAGCAGCUGGAUUAAAAUCUCUCCUAUGCAGUGAAUAUACUCAACAGAUUCUGAUGUUAAUGUCAUUUAUUUAAAAUUCUCAGCAUGUCAACACAUUGGUAGCUGAAAUACUAUCUGUUGUAACUUAAACCUGGAACAAAAACUCUUAUAUUAAAGUUACCAUUAGAUUAAGUCUUCCUGAUAUAGAUAUGGAUCAACAUGUCAUUGUCACAGUUAGUAUUAUCACAGAACUAAAAACUGCAUACUUUGCAAACGGAAUCCUUUUACAUCAAAGAAAGUGGCAGAAACCUUGGGUAGUUUUAAUUCUGUUUGAAGACCAAUAGGUUAUGGAGCAUUAGUAUAUUUUAUAUUUAAUUAACAGUUGAGCUGAAAAUGUGAUUCUGCCUGCAUCCUGAGAUAAUUCAAAAUUGGAUUCUUAGUUAACAGCUAUUGAGGAAUUUACUAUUUGCAUGUUAAUAAAACUGCUUUUGUAAAGUUCCUGAUAUUUUCUUCUACAUGAAGUAAUUUUGUUUGUAAUUUUUAAGUUUAUGUUAAUAACAGCUAUCGUAGUUAGAGGGAAAUAAUAGUAGGGUAAAGAAGAAGAAGAAUACCCCUUAACUUGGCAAUGAAGUUAUUGGGGCACCGUCAUGACAGUGUUUCCGUAGCAAGCUAUUCUUGUUUUUACGAGACCGAGUUGCUAGCUCGACGCUCAACCUGGCUUGGAUUCGAACUCAGGAACCUUCGCUCCAGAGCUGAUGUUAUUGCGCCACCAAGUGAAACAGUAGGGUAAACAAGUGUAGAAUUCAGUUUUUAAGGCAUUAAAAAUAAUUCGAUGUUUUAAAUUAACCUUUAGUCAUUAGAUUUCACUACCAAUUAUAAGAGUUAUCAGAAAUAAGGGGUAAUAUAAACAAGUCAUUUAGCAGAAAUAGUUUUAAUUUGCAUGCCAGUAGCUCUCUCACCCUGUGAAAUUUGCAGCUGGGUGCUUUUUUAAGUGCUGCUCCAGAGAUAUAAGUGCAAAAGUGAUUUGGGUCAAUCCUCCAUUGCAACAGGGGAGGCACAGUGGUGCAGCUAGAAAUGCUCCAAAGUGCAAUCCUGAUCUUGGUUGUGGUCUAUAUGGAGUUUGCAUGUUCUCUCUGUGACUAACUGGAUUUCUAUCUCAUUAUUGUUUCCUCCCAAAUCUCAAAGAUGUGCAAGUUGUUUUGUUAAUUAUGCACCGUAAAUUGCCCUUGGUGUGUAGGAGAGUGGUAAAAUCUUGGUGGUUUGUUAGAAUGUGAGCAAAAUGGGACCAAUGUAUAGAAUCUUACAGUACAGAGGCAGGCCCUUUCAGACCACCUCACCCGUGUCACCACGAUACUUAUCUACACUAAUCCUAUUUGCCCACAUUUGGCAUGUAUCUCUCUUUGCCUUUCAACUAUAGUAUUAGUGUAAAAAGGAGGUUGACGGUCAGUGUGGACUCAUUGGACCAGCAGGCCUCUUUCCAUGUUUUAUCUUUCUAACUCAUACUGCGGAGCUGCUGAAUUUUGGUUACGUUGACUGUCCUUUGGAUGGAUCCUAAAGAUACAAAGAGUUUAAAAAUAUUAUUCUAACCAAAAUUUAUUCUUUAAUGAAUGUGUAAAAGAAUUUACCUUCACUGUAAAAGAAUUUCAUCACUAUGAGAGACUUUACUCUGUUAGGGAACAGAAAUAAAGAUACAGACCUCGGUAUACAGUUAACCUUUUAUUACGUGAUCACUGGGAGCCAUUGUUUUAUGACUCCGAUAAUGUCAGGUUACAUCUUGAAUUUAUACAGUAAAUUUUGGGCAACCAACAGCUAAACAUACUUGAUCAGCGAAUCCAAAGGCACUUGUUAGGUAUUAGCAAGAUUACUAACGUUCCCGCGCAAUACACAAAAAUAGAGACGUGUCUACAGUUAAUUCCUCUACUUGCUAGGCAAUCUUGGAAAAAGAUUAACAAUAUCUCAUUACUGGCAUCAUCUAUGUCGGACUAUUGUUAGCUCACACAAGCAAGGCAGCGUCUGCCUCUUAUCCCAUCACCCUCAUGACCCAAAUCUUAAGCAAUAUCUAGCUAGUCAAGCUUGACAACAACAUUUAAUUCAAAAUUAUUGUAACUUACAAUUUUCUUCCACAGAGCAUUAUGGGAAAGCUAUCAUAUUUAUGUUAUGGUUGUGUGGAAAGUGGCAGUGGUUUCCUCCGUUACAGCAGUAUCUAUACAUUAGAGUUACUUAAUUGGCCUUGGGUACAUUGGGCCAUUAUGAAAGUGCAUGAAAAAUGCAAUAUAAAUGGAAGCUCAUUUGUGCCCUUAUCAGGAAAUGGGAAGAAUAGAAUAGAGGAUAUUAUAUAAUUAUCUGAUUAAUCUCUAUUGAAGGAGUCUCAGUUCAGUCUGUGUAAUUUGCCUCUACACAACUCUAAUUGUUGUCUGUGGGAACUUGCUGAAUAUGAAAAGGCUGUUUCACUUGCAGUCAUUGCAUUUCAUCGUAAUUCAUUGUAUAUGAUCUACUAUGAGACAUGAAUUGUGGUAAAGCACUAGAUAAAUGAACUUUAUCUACCCUUUUGAAAUGUUUUUAAAACAGUUUUGUCGAGAAUUUUAAAAUCCAGGAACACACAGCAUACCAGAUAACAGUUUUGGGGAAAAAAAGACAAGAUUUCAUUUGAAAUAUUCAUCUGUCACUAUGUAUAUUUCAUAGGCUGUGGUGAAUUUUGAGUAAUUUUUGUUACAUAGUUUUUAACUCAUUUGAUACACAGGACCUAUUUUGGAUGAACUAUUAACGCUAAUUAUUGCAGGUGAUUUUCUAAGAUUGACUGUAAAUCCAUAAGAUGUUGAUCUGUAUGGAGUUUUAGGAACAAAGAGAGUAGGAAUUUUCUAAGCAAUCAUUACGUGAUGGAGGGAGAAGUAUAUUUUGAAGAGAAAAUUAACCAUCUUUUCUUUGUCUUGUAGAUUCAGUAAAUGUUGGUGCAAGAAAUAGUUGCUGAUUUUAUAAGUUGGCCUUGCCUUAUGAGUCUACAUAAUAGAUCAAACAAUCUAUAUCUCAUUGUUUAGUAUCUGCUGAAACUUAAAUAUUCUAUAUUCUAUAUAAAUGUGUAGAAAAUCUCAAUAUUUUUACUUUUCCUAAAUCAAUAUUGCUAUAAAAAUACUGCUAACUAGUUAGUUUAAACAUGAAUUAAUGCAGGUUCUGUGACCAACUCGUUUCCCUCCUUGUUAAAUUUACAUUGUACAAUCACAAGCAUAUUUCUUUUAGGGUGUAUUUCUUUAAUUGAAGAUUUUACCAAUAGUGGUGGCUUCUUGUGUUUUCAAGGAUUAAUAAAGAUAAGUCCACAUUUUAGUUGGGCUGCAGUGAGGUCAAAAUGAGGAAAAACAUUAGAAUCCUUUAUAUCAGGGAUGUUUUUCUGUUUGUUUUAAUCUAUCUUGCCAUCACUGUUUUCACUUUGUCCUGAGUUUGUUACCAGGUUUCGAUGUGCACAGAAGGCUGCCAACAGUAGUUGACAUUGCUACUAUUUGUACAUGAUUGCUGUUUCAGGAGUUGAUGGCAUUAAUGUAGCAAAUUUAAAAAAAUGCCACGAAAGUUUCUGUGACAGUACACAACUGCAACCAACCUACUGAGAUUAUAUGUACAGUACUUUGGUCUUAUUUUUCCUCUCUAUUCUCAAUAGAGGAGUUGUGUUCAAUCUCAGACUGACCUCAGAGUAAUUCCAGUUUAUUUGUGUGCCUUUGCAUGCAAGGUGGUUUGGAGUAAAAGAGUAAACAGUAGCAUAAUUAGCAACAGUAGCACUGCUUGUUAUUUUUUGGAAUGUUUUAAAAUAGGCUAUUUAUUCAGCUGAGUAGUUAGUACGUUUUCAGCAAAUAUCAAAGUUGUCCCUAGGAGUACAAUAGAGUGUGGCUUGUUUUUAACUGGUUAAAGAUGAGAAGUAUCCAAGAACAUUACUACACCCUAUCUCCCAAACUCAGGCUGCAUCAAAUAUUUUGAGCAAUUUAAUGUUGAUGAAUACAGGACUGUGGGAGUAGUUUGAAGGAUAAAAUUAGAAGUGUAAUGAUGUUUUAGAUUUAAAUGUAGUAUUUCCUACAGAAAAAAACUGUACCAAUUGACUAAAACAAGUGACAAAACCAUUCUGCUUAUUUCAUUGCAAUUCACUUAAGACUUUAUCAUAUAUUUGCCUUUUAGAUUAGACCAGACUCCUCUUAUUGACCAGCGGUAACAAUGACUAAAAGAAGAUUGGGAGAAAAUUUGGUUGGGGAAGUUUUCACAACAGAAAUUGAAAUUGUUAUGAAUCUAGAAUGAUCCAGAAUAAAUAAAAGUUUCAUCAAAUAUCAUAAAUGUUUUAUACAAGAAAAAUUAUUUUAAUAGCGUAUAAAAAUAAUAUCUAAGGCAAACCUUCCAUUCCUAAUGUUAGAUUUAAAGUUGUAGUUGUAAAACUUACUUUUCACUCCUCUUCAUGCAUUCUCCAUGUUCCUCCUGAGUUCAUCAUGUUUUCUAUAUUCUAUCACAGGUAGUAGGAAUCUUGAUACAAGGAUUAGUGAUUGUAGACAUAGCCAGUUGUUUGCCGUAGUGUCUCUUUUUGUCUUUGAAGUGCAUGGGAGAGGACAGGGAGAAGUCUUGUUGCUCUCUAAUUUCAGGAUUACACAUCUGCCAGAAAAAUAUAAUUUCUGUACAAUAUUACAAAAAAAACAAAAUAGGACUACACAUGCAUCCGCUUAAGUAACAUUGAGCAAUGUUACUGAGGUAAUUGUUUCAUUACUUGUGGUUUUAAUCACAUCGUAAACUUCAAUGCUCUAAGGAGUACUACAAAUAUGAUUUUCAUCUCUGGUAAUGUACUCAACUUGAGUUUACAAACUCCUUUCGACUUCUAAUUUAAUUCCUGGCUCCUUCAUUUCUACUCCUGAAUUGUUUAUCAUCUACUCAGAGGUUUGAGUAUUGUAGAACAGUUCAUUAUUGAAUUUUUGGCAGGGAUUAUUAUAGGUUGGGACUUGUUGACAAAUUGCUGACUUGAUUAGGAAAGACAAUAGAUUGCUGAACAAUAUAAACUAGAAAUACCCAGAUAUAUGCUGUGUUACCAUCAUCAUUGGUAUAUGCAGGGCCUCCACAUUUGUCAUUAUACCCCUGGAUCAGUGAGUAUAACAUUAUUUGCGUUCUCUACUCCUGAUUAUGUUCAGUAACUUCUAGAUCAGGACAACAUCUGUCUAAACAUUGUACCUUCCCAGUUCACAUAAUUAUUCUGAUAGUUUUACUGACCAAAUAGAUAAGUCACCAUAGAGUUGCUGUGAAGCUAUCUCCUAUAUUGAUCAUUUUCAUUCAUGGUGACAAAGUUGAGGGAAAAGCAAUGGUUACUGCUGUAAAUUUGGUAAUUAGCAUAGGUCUGUUAAUCCUUCCCAGUACUUCCAUAACUGGUUAAUCAGAUUGAAUUUUCCUAUAGCAUUUCCAGAAUUAUCGAAGAAGAAUAUCAGUGAGUGAAGGCACCAUAAGCAUCCUACAGCAUUUGCCAUCUUGUUUAUGAUGUAAUUACUGUCUAUCAGCAGAGAUGCAAUAAAACAGCUAAACAUGUUUGCAUUUUGUCCAGAAUGAUUGCAUGCAUUGACGCUUUGCAAAAUGAAGAACUCUCACUUAUUUAUUGUAGCUAUAUGUGUAUCACUAGCAUGACAAAGCUGCGGUGGGAAUUAAAGUUUACUUCUGGGAAAUCUCACUUAAUAAAUUUGAGCAUUGUCAGCACUACAGCAAAAUUAUAGCAUUUGUAAAUUUAAAUUAUGGAAUAUUACUUUAAAUUUGCAGAGAAGCAGACUAGUAUACUUAUCACAAAAUUUAUUUGACAGGAAAAUUAAAAUUGGGUAUCUGUGACAUGCUGUUAUCUGUUUCUUAUUGUAUUGUUAUUAAAGCUUACAGGCCCAGGGCUCAACUAACUUCUGUAUAUACGCAGAUUUUUGUAUAUACUAUUUGUUAAUGACUGUACAUAAAAAGCCAUGGAAAUAUUUCCCCCUCUUUGAUGUAUUUCUACAUCAAAUACUGUUUGAUAUUGAUUAUUGUAUUAGUGCCUGUCAGCUGGCAAAUAGUUCACAAUCAGUUGUUAUAAGCUAUAAGCAGUGUGAACCUGCUUAUUAUUAUGUCUGAUCAAUAAGUCAUAUUUCAGUUAAUGAAUAUUCAGCUAGUGUGUUGAAGUAGUACUACUACUGCAUACCGAUAUUCUUUUGAAUCUGUCUUUAUUGACAUUUUGAAUCCUUACUGUUCAAUAAGCUCAAAGCAUUUUUCCCAACUCCAAGUCUGGCAAAUGACUAGGCACUUAAAUGAACUCAUUGUAUUAAAAUGGACAGUAUGGGUGACAAGUACAUAUUUUUAUUCCUGAUUUGAACAAUUAGGUUUGUGAAGUUGAGUGAAAUUUGUUUGAUAGAUCUUUUGUUCUUGCUGCUGUUUUUUUUCUUAUGAAAUAUCAACAUUAUAAUAAACACUACAUUGCUGACUGA
Mobula hypostoma (lesser devil ray) is the source of this 14627-nucleotide messenger RNA. RefSeq names its product phosphatidylinositol 4-phosphate 5-kinase type-1 gamma-like. Gene Ontology annotation, biological process: phosphatidylinositol phosphate biosynthetic process. The record is from RefSeq and is a predicted model, not a curated record. The transcript has 18 exons. Lineage: Eukaryota; Metazoa; Chordata; Chondrichthyes; Myliobatiformes; Myliobatidae. The coding region runs from base 215 to 2278 and encodes 687 amino acids. Gene Ontology annotation, molecular function: 1-phosphatidylinositol-4-phosphate 5-kinase activity. Gene Ontology annotation, cellular component: plasma membrane.